Octopus sinensis (East Asian common octopus) is the source of this 792-nucleotide messenger RNA. RefSeq lists its product as uncharacterized. The coding region runs from base 1 to 792 and encodes 263 amino acids. Lineage: Eukaryota; Metazoa; Mollusca; Cephalopoda; Octopoda; Octopodidae. The transcript has 6 exons. The record is from RefSeq and is a predicted model, not a curated record. Gene Ontology annotation, molecular function: 5'-nucleotidase activity.
AUGGCUCCACAACUCGACAGUACGAGGACGGAACAUUCAGUGAGGAUGAAGAAUUGGACAAUGACGUCGUCUCCCAAUACGGCGUUUAGUCUUACCAUUAAACCUUUUCAGUCUUCUCUAAUGAGUUUCCUCCCGCAGUUUAUGACGAGGACUGUCGAAUGUGGGAAUUCUGUUAUGCUUACUUUUAAGGUUUUCAAGGAGUUGGGUAUGGAAUGGCUUCUUGUCUUGACUUACAUGAUUGGAGUGCCAAUCAAUAAAACAAACCUGAUUAAACUGUCAAAGAAAAAUAUUCAGAUAAGUCAGUUUUCCGUAAUAACAAGUAGAAUUUACGCAAACUCAACUUUGCGACUAGACAAAGUAAAUUACUUCGGAUUUGACAUGGACUACACAUUGGCAAGUAAAUCCCCUGAAAUGGAAAAAUUAAUAUUUGACUUAAUAAAGCAGCAUUUAGUGGAAAUUGGGUAUCCUACUAAAUUUCUUGAAUUUAAUUAUAAUCCUGAAUUCCCCGUCAGAAAAAAAUCGCCACUUUCGUCUUGUCGAUCAAGUCGCAUAUUGAAUGCUAACUUAGGUGUAAAUCAUCAGUCUGUUCUUUACGUUGGGGAUUCGAUUUAUGGAGACAUUCUCAAAUCGAAGAAAAUUUCUUGGAAAACUUUUUUGAUCAUUCCUGAUCUCAAAUCGGAGAUUUUCCACUGGAAGAAGUGUCUCGGUGGAUACAAAAUACUUGACGGACUUGAUAAAAUACAGCAAAAACAAAUGUAUUCUCAAAUAUUCAUUCCACAGGUCUAUUUGUAA